UUUCUCAUUUACUGAUAGUGGAUUGGUGAAUGACAAAAUAAAAAUAACGGACUUACUAAAAAACCCGGGUUGGAAAAAUUUAAUGAAUGAACUGCCUGAUGACAACUAUGAAAAAAUUACACUUCAAGAAGCAUUUAAUGAUGAUGUGGAUGAAUAUGAGAGAAUAUUUAACGCCGGGUAUGUACUAGGUAAUCUUUAUGGAACACUACAAAUUGAAAUAUAUCAAUUUUACCAUGCUAUAUCCUAUGAAUGUAUUGCAAAAAAUAAUUAUAAUGUUGAAUUUAUAUUAACUGAAUUCAGAAAGUUAGAAAAAAUGAUUAAUAUGUUUGAUCCUUUACUACAAUGUAUGAAUAAAGCGCUGACUUCUUUUAAAUCUAAGAGACCUGUUUAUAAAAUACUGAGUGACAACAUAAUUAAAUACAAAGAAAUUAAUGAUUUCUUACUUGAAAGUAAUCUUCAGAAUUUAAAAAAUGAAAGUUCAAAUUAUGCAUCAGAUGUUUUAAACAAAUUUAUAGAGUAUAAAUGGUAUUAUUAUAACUUAUUGGCUCAAGGAGUCGAGGAGAUAAAUCCCUUAAACAAACUUGCAGAGAUAAACGAAUAUCAUUUCGGGAUUAUAUGUAAAGACGAUAAAAUCAAUGAUUCAAAUUAUCGUCCAUUCGUCAUGGAGUACAUUAAUCAAUUUGAAAAUCUUUCUAAUCAUAAAAAAAAGUUAUAUCCUGACCCGAAUCAUGUUAACAUGAGAAAAAAAGUUGAAGAAGGUGUUCAGAUGUUUUGCAAGGAUUUUGGGUUUGAUUUUGAAGAAGAAAUUGGGAAUAAUGAAAACUAGUGAAUUUUUUUUGUUUUUCAAUAUAUAUAAGUUCGUUUACCUAUACUUUUGAAAAAUUUCGAAGUAUCUUGUCUGUAUUUUAUUUCGGUGAAUUAUUAUUCAAAAAUUAUAAUUUUUAUUCAUUUUUUCUAGUUUUACAAAUCUUAGCUUUAUGAAUAUGUAUUUUAUGUAUUUUAAUGUAUAUAAGUGCGUUUACCUAUACUUUUUUAAACAUUUUAAAGUACCUUGUUUUUAUUCUGUUUCGAUGAAACAAACAAUCAUUAUUCAAAAAUUAAAAUUUUUUCUAAUUUUUCCUAAUUUUACAAAUCUUUACUUUAUAUAUAUAUGUAUAAAUGAUUAUUUCAUGUAUUAUAUUAUAUUUAUAAUUGUUCUGAAUACUUUUAAUUUAUUUAAAAAUAAAUGUAC
Daktulosphaira vitifoliae (grape phylloxera) is the source of this 1231-nucleotide messenger RNA. RefSeq lists its product as uncharacterized. The transcript has 3 exons. The coding region runs from base 83 to 826 and encodes 247 amino acids. The record is from RefSeq and is a predicted model, not a curated record. Lineage: Eukaryota; Metazoa; Arthropoda; Insecta; Hemiptera; Phylloxeridae.